AUGACUUCCGAACAAAAGGUCCCUGCCCCUCCAUCCUUCGAAAAUCUCACUCCCGAUGGGGUACUAACCGAGACCGAAAACAUCCUUACAUCAACCUCAGCUCUGCAUGACGAUCUUGCCGCUAGAUUCACACCCUCAACCGCAACCUUCAACAACUUUAUCCGCCCCAUUGUUGAUGACACCAACCGCGCCGCAUGUCGCCUGCGCCUUUUGACGACGCUCCUCGGACAGCUAUCGCCCGACAGGGAACUUCGUGAUGCCGCCCAUAAAGCAGAAACACGUGUCGCGGCAGCGCAGGUCAAGAUCCUAAUGCGACAUGACCUUGCAUCCCUAGUGGGAGCGAUAUACGAGAGAGAAAAGACGGCGCCGGAUGGGAACUUGGAUGGACAAGAUCGGCAUUUGCUUACUCGCAUGCAUGGCGAAUAUCUACGCUCUGGGUCGUUUUUACGAGGUGACAAAGAACGGGAGGAGCUCCGGGCUGGUCUGGAGGAGAUUGAUCGUGUGCGAUCUGCCGCUCAAGCUGCGUUCACGGAAGAUGAGGGUGGUAUCUGGUUUGACCGCGCAGAUCUGGCGGGCGUUCUAGAGACUAUGCUUGCAUCCAUGCCUCAACACGGGACUCGGGUCCAAGUGACGUUCCGAAAUGCCCAUGUCACUGCAGUGAUGCGUCACGCAGUCAGCAGCGAGACUCGUCGCCGGUUCUCAGUUGCUGACCAGAACCGACUCCCCCAAAAUGUGACCCGCCUAGCUUCUCUAGUCGCCUUGCGUGAUAAGGUUGCUCGUCUUCUAGGGUAUGAACACUAUGCGGCUCUCAAGAUCGUGGACAAGAUGGCUCCAAGCGUUGACUAUGUCGAAGCUCAGCUUGAUGAUCUACACAAAAGGCUAAAGCCACUUGCACAGGCUGAGACUGACAGAUUGAUUCAGCUGAAGCAAAGGGACUACAAAGAGCCUGUUAGUGAACUAUACUCGUGGGAUAGGGCGUAUUAUAUUCAUAAGCAAACUCAGGAGAGUUUCUUUGUGGAUCACGAGCUCCUUGCCGAGUACUUUGAGGCCAACCACACUCUUCAAGGGAUGCUCGGUGUGCUCAAAGAGCUCUUUGGCAUCGACUUCAGGUCUAUCGUGACUUCAGUAUGGCACGAGAGUGUCGUGGCAUAUGAAGCCUGGGACAUCCCAAGUGAGGGAGGCAAGUUCUUAGGGCACUUAUACGUAGACCUCUUUGAUAGAGAGGGUAAAUAUGGUGGGGCACAUCAUGUUCUAAUUCAGCCGGGUUUCGCCGAAGAGAACGGAGAGAAACACUACCCGGCAUCGGCAUUGGUGUGUAGCUUCGCUCGUCCGUCGCAACAUCGUCCGGCACUACUUCAGCAUAGCGAAGUAAAGACCAUGUUCCAUGAGAUUGGUCACGCUAUUCACAACAUCGUGACCAGAACCAAGUAUGCCAUCCCUCACUCGCGAGAUUUUAUUGAAAUCCCGAGCAUCAUGCUUGAGAACUGGAUAUGGCUUCCAGACGUGUUAAUUCAACUUGGUCGUCAUUACAAGAGCCAGGAAGCUCUCCCUCGAGAACUUGCUGAAAGUGUUGCACAAACGAGAAAUACUAAUAGAGCUAAUAGUAUCCUGGCUCAAGUGCAACCAGCUGUCUUUGACCUGGCGAUUCAUACUCCCCCAGCUCAUAAAGCAGCACUUGAGAUGGAUACAACUGAGAUAUGGAACAGAACGAAAAGGGAUAUCCUCACGCAUAGCUUAGGACCAGAUCCACAAGAUUGGGGGGCUGGACAGGCAAGGUUUGCGCAUAUGUUUCGCAAGAAUGAUGGUAGUUAUUUUGCUUAUCCACUAUCAAUGGUCAUUGCGGCAGAUCUCUUUAGUUCUAAGUUUGCAGGAGACCCUUUGAGCCCCGAGAUGGGGAAGAAAUAUAGAUAUCAGGUGCUGGAGCCGGGGUCAAGUCGUCAGGAGAUUGAUAUUCUCAAGGACUUCUUGGGGCGGGAGCCGAGUAGUAAGACUAUUAUAGAUGAGCUCAGUCCUGGUAAUGAAGGCUGA
This is a messenger RNA of Fusarium tjaetaba, 2028 nucleotides long. RefSeq lists its product as uncharacterized. The record is from RefSeq and is a predicted model, not a curated record. Gene Ontology annotation, biological process: proteolysis; peptide metabolic process. The transcript is spliced from 2 exons. Gene Ontology annotation, molecular function: metalloendopeptidase activity. Bases 1 to 2028 code for a protein of 675 amino acids. Lineage: Eukaryota; Fungi; Ascomycota; Sordariomycetes; Hypocreales; Nectriaceae. Gene Ontology annotation, cellular component: mitochondrial intermembrane space.